UCAGACACUAAGUGGGAGAAACAUACCCUCGUUUAUCUGCUCUCUCUUACUUACCAUCUGUAAACGACCAUGAACAGAAAUGCAUCAGGCUGAACGACACUGCUGAAUUUUUACCUCCUUACAGUCAGUCAGCGGUGUUUUAGUAAAAGAUCUCUUUCGUCUCAUCCGUUAAACCGGUGACCAACUUUGCGCAUGAUUUAUAUUUAACUCUUGUUUAAAGGUCUUCAUAAAAAAAAUACAAAAUAAAGGCAAACGCCUGAAAGAUGGGGUGCACGGCGAGCACUGGUGAUAAAUCUGCUCACGACAGAAGCAGGAUGAUCGACAAGAAUUUACGGGACGACGGAGAAAAAGCCGCACGAGAGGUCAAGCUUCUUCUUCUCGGUGCCGGUGAGUCUGGGAAGAGUACAAUUGUCAAACAAAUGAAAAUCAUCCAUCAGUCUGGUUAUUCAGAAGAGGAGUGCCAUCAGUUGAGGGCCGUGGUGUACAGCAACACCACUCAGUCCUUGAUGAUCAUCGUCAGGGCCAUGGAGCGGCUGGAGAUCGAUUUCGCUGAUCCUGCUCGAGCUGAAGAUGCAAGGCAGUUAUUUGCACUGGCGAGCACAGCUGAUGAGGGCGACAUGAGCCCAGAGCUCGCAGGCAUCCUCAAGCGCCUGUGGAUGGAUGCAGGUUUGCAGAUAUGCUUUGGUCGCUCCAGGGAGUACCAUCUGAAUGACUCUGCGUCAUACUACCUGAAUGAUCUAGACAGGAUAUCGGUCUCUAAUUACAUCCCCACUCAACAGGAUGUCCUCAGGACCAGAGUGAAGACCACUGGUAUUGUUGAGACCCACUUCACCUUUAAGGAUCUUCACUUCAAGAUGUUUGAUGUGGGUGGCCAGAGAUCCGAGAGAAAGAAGUGGAUUCACUGCUUCGAGGGGGUGACAGCCAUCAUUUUCUGCGCUUCUAUGAGUGACUAUGACUUGGUUCUGGCUGAGGAUGAGGAAAUGAACCGCAUGCACGAGAGCAUGAAGCUAUUUGACAGCAUCUGCAACAAUAAGUGGUUUGAGGAGACGUCCAUCAUCCUCUUCCUCAAUAAAAAAGAUCUGUUUGAAGAGAAAGUCAAGAAAAGCCCUCUGACCAUUUGCUUUCCAAACUACACUGGCGGGAACACGUACGAUGAAGCAGCCGCAUAUAUCCAGAAUCAGUUUGAGGACCUGAACCUGAAAAAGGAAACCAAGGAAAUCUACACCCACUUCACUUGUGCAACAGACACUAAGAACGUGCAGUUUGUCUUUGACGCUGUCACUGAUGUCAUCAUCAAGAACAACCUGAAGGACUGUGGGCUGUUCUAGACCCAGCUGGUAGAUCAGGUGACGAAACCAGACAGACAGAAAAUAGCGAGAAGAAGUUCGGCUGUAGAGAGGUCAACUAGGAACAUGGCAUAUCCGUUAUGUAAACAUUUUAUUUAUCUUCUCUAAACAUUUUUAUUGUUUCAGGGAAAAAAAUCUUUAUGUAAAAUAUUUGUACAACUGUAAUUGUCACAGGAACCGUUUUUAAAAAAGAAUUUAUAGUUGCUUUCUGAAGGGUUAUGGGUUUUUUUUCACGCUGAAGGUUUUUGGGAACGUCUUUUAAUCUCUGCUCUACUAAGAUGAUCCAAGAUACUCAAACAUGAUGUAGACAUUGAUAUGUAAUCAUGUAACAUUAGUAGCACUCUUUUCUGGUGGUUACCAUGAUGACGAUGAUGAUGACGAUGAUGAUGACGAUGACGAUGACGAGUGUAUAUGAAUAGUUGACAAAACACUCCCGUGGUGUUCAUGUAAAUCCUGCCUGAAUUAUAAGACUUGUAUAGAGAAACUCUUCUGUGUGCAAACAUAAUAGAUGGAUGGGAUUUCCCAGAACACAUCAGACUACACAGAAUUGGCAUCCGUCAUGUCUGAUUAGUCUGUAGGUUGAUUAUGAAGAUGCACCAAGUAACAACAGAUGGACUAAAGAGACUGCUGAAUAGAAAACAAGGAAUGGUUUCAAGAAGAACCGUGAUAACUUUGAAAACAUGAAGGUUUUGAGUAUGAAAAUGAAGACUUUGACGUGUGACAUUUUGCUCACAGGAAGCCUUUUUAAACAGACCAAAGCAAUUCAGCCUUUUUAAAUCAUUUCUGUAGAACAUAAGUAACUUUACACUUCUCAUCCAAAUGCAUUGCACACUAUAUUACUGUCUGUUAUAUUUGCUAGAAUGAGUAAAUGUGGAAUGUGGUACAGUAGACAUUUUCCUGAAGUUAUUUAUAACAAAUUUUAAAUGCUUUAUGCACCUAACUUUAUGUCCCUCCUUGUCUCUGUUCUCAUUGGUGGGGCAUAACUGAGCAAUAUCCACUAUUUUGCUAAUAAAAUGUGCUGUGGUUUACUCAUGGCAUUUUGAAAUAGA
Molecule: messenger RNA, 2395 nt
Organism: Tachysurus vachellii
Lineage: Eukaryota; Metazoa; Chordata; Actinopteri; Siluriformes; Bagridae
Gene: gnaia
Product: guanine nucleotide binding protein (G protein), alpha inhibiting activity polypeptide a
Exons: 9
Coding region: 264-1328 (354 amino acids)
Biological process (GO): adenylate cyclase-modulating G protein-coupled receptor signaling pathway
Cellular component (GO): heterotrimeric G-protein complex
Molecular function (GO): GTPase activity; G protein-coupled receptor binding; GTP binding
Source: RefSeq, a predicted model, not a curated record